This is a messenger RNA of Triticum turgidum subsp. durum (durum wheat), 321 nucleotides long. The record is from the annotation of a GenBank genome assembly. Lineage: Eukaryota; Viridiplantae; Streptophyta; Magnoliopsida; Poales; Poaceae.
AUGACGGUGGGGAAGGCGCUACCCGUGGCGGGGGAGGAGCCCGCGGCGCGCGCCCAGGGCUUCUACUUCUACGACAAGCAGGAGUCUUACACCUCGUGGUUUGGUUUCUCCAUUGUCUUCAACUCCACGGCGCACAAGGGCACCAUGAACCUCGUCGGCGCGGACCUCAUGGAUGACAAGACGCGGGACCUCUCCGUCGUCGGCGGCACUGGCAAUUUCUUCAUGGCGCGCGGCAUCGCCACGCUCCGGCUCGAUGCCUCCGAGGGAACCGUCUACUUCCGUCUGCAGAUGGACAUCAAGCUCUACGAGUGCUACGUCUGA